Molecule: messenger RNA, 3707 nt
Organism: Camarhynchus parvulus
Lineage: Eukaryota; Metazoa; Chordata; Aves; Passeriformes; Thraupidae
Gene: CASS4
Product: Cas scaffold protein family member 4
Exons: 6
Coding region: 250-2613 (787 amino acids)
Biological process (GO): cell surface receptor protein tyrosine kinase signaling pathway; cell migration
Cellular component (GO): plasma membrane; cytoplasm
Molecular function (GO): protein binding
Source: RefSeq, a predicted model, not a curated record
AGCUGCAGCCAGGGGCUCCCUGGAGAGAAUUCUGCCACGUAAUGAGCUCCCCCCAUUCCCAGAGCUGCUUUCCUGGGGCUCCCAGUGAGCAGGAGGAGGCAGAGGCUGAGCUUUCCCUCUCCAGGCUCCCAGCCAGAGCCUCCAGAGCUGCCUGAGACACUGGCAGGGCUGGGGACAUCCUCCUCCUCCUCCUCCUCCUGCUCCUCCUGCUCCUGCUCAGGUGAUGGACUAACAGGGAAACGCAGCAAAAUGAAGGUCAGUCACAGCCUGGCCAAGGCUCUCUACGACAACAAGGCGGAGUGCUCGGACGAGCUGGCGUUCCGCAGAGGGGACAUCGUGACGGUGCUGGAGCAGCACGUGGCGGGCAGCCAGGGCUGGUGGCACUGCUCCCUGCACGGCCACCACGGGCUGGCCCCCGCCAACCGCCUGCAGCUCCUGCCGCCCUCCACGGAGCCGCCAGCCGCGCACAGCAUCUACCAGGUGCCCUCCGUGCCCUCCGUGCCCACAGCCACGGCGCCCUCGGCCACCUACGAGAAGAUGGAGGGCUGGGUUCAGCCCCAGCUCGUGUACCAGGUGCCAGCCCUGGCGGCGCAGCUGCUCAGUGAGAGGCCCAAGCGCUCCACGCACCAGCACCUGUUUACCCUGCCCAGAGCCUGCAGGGCUUCAGCCCCCAACAUCAGGGGUGAGGUGUACGAUGUCCCCUCCUCGCAGCACCGCGGGUCCCCGCUGCCACAGAGUGCUGCCACUCCCCCCAGCACAAGGAAGGUCUCCAUGCUGGGCAGAUCCACUGAGAGCUUCCAGGCAGAGCAGAAGCAGCUUUACAACAUCCCAUCCAAGGCAGAAAAGGGAGGAGCUGGCAGCCAGGACUCAGCAGCAGGCAAUUUAUAUGAUGUCCCUCCCAAAAGAGAGCUCAAUGACUCAGAAAAUAAAUCUCAGAAGAAGUUCUGGGGCCAUUACAACACCUUGCCGAACCCUCGGAAGUCUGAAUGGAUUUACGAUAUUCCAGUAUCCCCUGAAAAUUCCGGAUUCAAACCCACCCCUCCUGGGCAGCCUGUGGAGAAGCAGGUGCUGUAUGACAUUCCCCCAGGCAGGUACAAGGCUCCAGCUGAAGCCAAGGCUGGGAAUCCACAGCUGUACGACAUUCCACCGGCGCAGCGGAAAUUAACGCUUCCAGAAAUCCCCCUGUACGACGUUCCACCCUCACGGGACGCGCUCCUCCUGCCACAGAACGGCAGCUCUGAGCUGCCCCCGAGGCUCCUGGCUGCCAAGGCUGAGAGUCAGAUCUCUGAGGAGAACGUUUAUGAUAUUCCCAAAGGUUUGCCCAGUGCUGGGCACUGCAAGAAAGAGGUGGAAAACAACAGCAACCAAGCACACGGUGCUUCUCCACAGCUCUCCAUGGAUGCCAAGUCAGAAAAUGACAGUUUGUGUGUCUCUAGUGUGGACAGCAGGAGCAGCACUCUCUCCUCAUCCUCCAGCUCUUCUGCUGAGUCAUUUUCUAGGCUGUCACAAUCACCAGAGCCUGUCCAAGAAAUCAAACUGGAGCUGGAAGCAGCCAUCGAGGCCCUGACUCGGCUGCAGCACGGCGUGUCCAGCUCCAUCGCCAGUUUAAUGAUCUUUGUGAGCAGCAAGUGGAGAUUGCAGGAGCACCUGGAGAAAAGCCUGGAGGAGAUCCACAGAGCAGUGGACCACAUAAAGGUGUCACUGGGAGAGUUCCUGGCCUUUGCUCAAGCCCUGAAGGGAAACGCCUCCAACCUCACGGAUAACAACCUGCAGGCCAGAAUUAACAAACAGCUGGAAAUCCUCAUGAACUCCUACAAAAUAUUGACAGAAACGAGGGAAGCUCUCAACAGCUGCAGCUGGUCCCUGGAAGCUUUGGUGCUCAGGAAGCCCCAGAGCAACCCUGAUGACCUGGAUCGCUUCGUUAUGGUGGCCAGGACAAUUCCAGACGAUAUCAAGAGGUUUGUGUCCAUCAUCAUCGCCAACGGGAAGCUGCUCUUCAGGAAGAAUGAGAAGGAGCAAGAAAAGAAGCAACCAAAAGUGAACCCAGAAUGCAAAAUGGCAAAACAGAUCCCAGUGCCAAGAAGAGUAGAAAUUGAGUCACUCCAGAGAAAUGCUCCUGAGAAACCCAGCCAAAGCCAGGUCCCUGUGCAGAAACCAGAAGAAAACUGCAGCGAGGAUUGUGAUUAUGUCCAGUUACAGGUCUUGCCAUGUGCAAAAAAGACUGAAAAUGCCAGCAGGCAGGAGCCUGCCAGGAGAAUCGCCCUCCCCGAGCACUGCAGGCUGUGCUUCGCUGCCCUGCACAAGGCCCUGGGCGUGUUCAGCGCCAGCCUCAGCAGCCAGCAGCCCCCCGAAAUCUUCAUCUCCCACAGCAAGCUCAUCAUCAUGGUGGGCCAGAGGCUGGUGGAUUCCCUGUGCCAGCAGAGCCAGGAGAGCGAGGCCCGGAGCGACAUCCUGCACAGCAGCAGCCGCUUCUGCAGCCUGCUCAAGAACCUGGCCCUGGCCACCAAAAGUGCAGCCCUGAAAUUCCCCAACGCCGAGGCCAGCAGGGAGCUGCGGGAGCAGGCGGAGCAGCUGGCCCAGUACACCCAGCAGUUCCGAGCCAUGAUGGACUGAGGGGCCACUGCUGCUCCUGGGCACCGGCUCACACCCUGAGCUCCACCACGAAUGCCCUGGGUGCUGGUGCAGAUCCCCCCACUCACAAUUCCUUCCAGGAACUCCCUGGGUGCUGGUUCUGGUGCAGAUCCCCACUCUGAACUCCCACCAGGAACUCCCUGGUAGCAGGUGAAGAUCCCCUCAUGCACAAUUCCCACCAGGAAUUGCCUGGUAGCAGAUGAAGAUCCCCACUCAGAAUUCCCACCAGGAAUUCCCUGGGUGCUGGUUCAGGUGAAGAUCCCCUCACUCAGAAUUCCCACCAGAAAUUCCCUGGGUGCACUGGUAGCAGGUGAAGAUCCCCUCACUCAGAAUUCCCACCAGAAAUUCCCUGGGUGCUGGUUCAGUUUAAGAUCCCCCUCACUCAGAAUUCCAGCAGGAAUUCCCUGGGUGCUGGUUCAGUUUAAGAUCCCCCCACUCAGAAUUCCCAGCAGGAAUUCACUGUGUGCCAGUGCAGGUGAAGAUCCCCACUCAGAAUUCCUUCCAAGAACUCCCUAGUAGCAGUUGAAGAUCCCCACUCAGAAUUCCCACCAGGAAUUCCCUGGGUGCUGGUUCUGGUGAAAAUCCCCUCACUCAGAAUUCCCACCAGGAAUUGCCUGGGUGCUGGUUCAGGUAAAGAUCCCCCCACUCAGAAUUCCCACCAGGAAUUGCCUGGUAGCAGUUGAAGAUCCCCACACGCAGAAUUCCCACCAGGAACUCCCUGAGUGCUGGUUCUGAUGAAGAUUCCCCCCCUCAGAAUUCCCACCAGGAGCUCCCUGGGUGCCAGGGCAGGUGAAGAUCCCCACAGCAGCUGAUGCAGAAUUAAAUCUGCACUUUCUUCUCCUCUCUUCACAUCCUGCCUGGAAAUGUCAUUGUCACAGUGGCCAGGUGGGAAUGUUUGCUGUGUAUUGGAGCAAAAGCUGUUGAUUAUUGGACUGAUUUCUUAUUUUUUGUUCUCUAUGUAUGUCUGAUAAAUGUAUUUUCUUUUUUUAAUUGUUUUUUUCUAUUCCUGUAAAGUCUGUCUUUAAAUGUAGCUGGAAAAUGUUCUGUAACUUAUGAUAUCCCAAUAUCAAUUGUUU